This is a messenger RNA of Oreochromis niloticus (Nile tilapia), 5857 nucleotides long. RefSeq names its product excision repair cross-complementation group 6-like 2 (gene ercc6l2). The record is from RefSeq and is a predicted model, not a curated record. The transcript has 20 exons. The coding region runs from base 283 to 4848 and encodes 1521 amino acids. Gene Ontology annotation, molecular function: ATP binding. NCBI's taxonomy places the organism in Eukaryota, Metazoa, Chordata, Actinopteri, Cichliformes, Cichlidae.
GUAUCGAUUGUGAAAACAGAUAAACACUAGGCAGCCUGCAGUGGAGCUGAUCCUGCUGUGAGCCUGUUGUGCCUUUUCCCCAAAUAAAGGACUCUUGGAAGAGGAGAAAGUAUGAGCGACUUACUCGGAAUUACGUGACUCACACAGAUAGGUUUUUCGUUCCUAUUUAACCAUUUUCCUUUUUUGUAUAUGAUGGCUGAGCUAAUCUAGCAGGCUAACAAGCUACAGUGCAUUUUCCUCUACCGGAAGAAGAUCAGAGAGUGCAGUCUCUGUUUCCUCCUGAUGGCUUCAACUUCUGCAGUCGGAAAAGCAGAAUGGCGUGAAGGUGACAGUUGUCUGGCUCUACACCCAAGACAUGGUGUCCUGAGAGAAGCCACUAUCCAGAAACUGACCUCCAGCUCUCUUAAUGAAGAUACAGCAUGGGUGUUAUUUAAAGACACUAAUAAAGAUGUGGGAGAGGAAGAACAAGAGGCGGAAGCCAUACCUAUCUCAAAACUUAUGAGACCUGGUUUGAGGGACUUCAUGCAGGAGAAACCUUGGUUUCCUACCAGCCUGAUAGACCCCAGGUUAUGUGUCCCGUUAGAGCUGAGUGAUGCUCAUGAAGACCGAGUUCCCUAUACCAUCAAUAGAUACCUUAGAGAUUACCAGCGGGAAGGUAUCAGGUUCAUUUACAAUAACUACAUCCGUUCCAGAGGUUGCAUCCUGGGAGAUGACAUGGGCCUGGGAAAGACUGUACAGGUCAUUGGUUUUCUGGCUGCUGUAUUGCACAAAACAGGCACAUGGGAGGACAUUGCAAACAACAGGCCCCAGUUUCUGCAGAGUCAGCAGUCAUCUAAGCAAAGUAAUCCCAGCAAAGUGUUCCUUAUUGUGGCCCCGCUGUCAGUGCUUUAUAACUGGAAAGAUGAGCUGGACACAUGGGGUCACUUCCAGUGUGUGGUGGUCCACGGACUGAGGAAAGAGGAGGAGUUGGCCCGCAUUAGGAAGGGGCGAGUUGAAAUUGCCCUCACUACCUAUGAAACUCUUCGUCUCUGCCUGGAUCAGUUUAAUAAGAUUGACUGGUCUGCUGUGGUUGUGGAUGAGGCCCACAAGAUAAAAAAUCCAGACUCUCAGAUCACUCAGGCCAUGAAGGAGCUAAGAUGUAAGGUCAGAAUUGGUCUCACUGGAACCAUCUUACAGAACAACCUGGAGGAGCUGUGGUGUGUUUUGGAUUGGGCUAUACCAGGUUGUCUUGAUAGCUUAGGCCACUUCAAGAACAAGUUUUCAGAUCCAAUUGAGCAAGGGCAGAGGCACAGCGCAACCAAACGUGCUCUCGCUACAGGGAGGAAGGCCGUCAGAGCCCUGGUGAGGAAGAUUUCUCAUUGGUUCUUCAGAAGGACUAAAGCUAUUAUCAAAGAACAGCUGCCCAAGAAGGACGACCGGGUGGUGUAUUGCUCUAUGACAGAGUUUCAGCAGACAGUGUAUCAGGCAGUGCUCGACAGUGAAGAUGUGACAUUACUCCUAAGGUCAUCAGAAAAAUGUGACUGUCACAGCAGACGCACCCGCAGAAGCUGCUGCUAUAAAACAAACACUGAUGGUGUUCAUAUGAAGGAGCUGUACUUUAGUUACCUGGCCAUAUUGAGAAAGGUUGCGAACCAUGUAGCACUCCUUCAGUCUACUCCAGGCACCAGCAAGAAACAGGAAAAGUAUGUGAGUGCUGUUUGUGCAAAGGUAUUCCAGAAGUUUCCGGAAUUUGUGCAUAGAUGCAAAAAUGAAGCAUUUGAAGCCCUGUCAGACCCAAUGUACAGUGGAAAAAUGAAGGUGCUGCAGAAGCUUCUCAAAUUUUAUCUACAAAAGAGAGAUAAAGUGCUUAUUUUUUCUCUCUCAACCAAGUUAUUAGAUGUGCUGGAGAGCUACUGCAUGGCUGUGGGGCUGGACUUCAGCAGGCUGGACGGAUCCACCAAAUCCAAAGAGCGAGUCCAGAUCGUCAGAGACUUUAACAGCUCCUCUCACAUCAACCUCUGCCUGGUUUCCACCAUGGCAGGUGGUCUUGGUCUUAACUUUGUUGGUGCUAAUGUUGUGGUGCUGUUUGACCCCACCUGGAACCCAGCCAAUGACCUUCAGGCUAUUGACAGGGCGUAUCGCAUUGGCCAGUGCAGGGAUGUGACUGUUCUUAGGCUGAUCUCACUGGGAACUGUGGAAGAGGUCAUAUACCUGCGACAAAUUUACAAACAGCAAUUGCACUCCUCUGUAGUUGGCAAGGAGAGCUCCCGGCGGUAUUUCGAAGCAGUGCGGGGGCAUGGUGACCAUAAGGAUGAACUGUUUGGGAUCAAAAACCUAUUUAGGCUGCAAACUCAAGGGACCUGUCUCACCCGCAAGAUUUUAGAGAGAGAAGGGCAAGUGGAGGCUGGUGUUAUGAUGAGUACACACACAGGCAAAGACACGGAGGAGGAGACAAAGGGAGCUGGCGAAGCUGGAGGUUCUUCACCAACAAAUGUCCAUGUACCAAAUGAUAAACCAGCGAAGGAGAUCAGCGAUCCAUCAAAAGUCUCCACAGGGGUGCUGGACUUCAGCAGUGAAGAGGAUGAGAGAAAGGCCUCAAACCUCAGCACAGAUGAUUGGAAUAGGAGCAGGAAUGCUACAACAGGUCCUGGUCGAAUGAGUCUCCAACAGCAUGGUUUCUCCAAACUCCUUGAAAGAGUCAAAGAAGCACCAGCGUUAGAAGGCGAAACGAGUCCAGAAGAUGAAGGAAGCUGCUUUGAGGAAGAUCCUGAGGAGAAAAAAAGGGAAGACACGUCCACCUCCAGCACAGGAAAUGUCGGUGUCCCUUUGGGAACAGAAACCAGGGACACAUCCUGCAAUUCAGACAGAAAAUUAAGAGAUAAUGGGAGACAAGACGGUGACACGGGUCUGAAACGGCAGAUAAGUGAAAUAAUUACUGUGGAUGAAGAUUGCAAUAAAAACUCUAAACUAGAAAAAAAUAAAGUUAAACUCAAAACUACGUUUCCCAAAAAACACAAGUUUGAGGGUUACUCAGAUGAAUCUGAAGACUUCGACUUAGAGGCAAAGUCGUGGUCCAAAAAGGAUGCUUUAUAUUUACAUGAUGGAGGAGAGAGGGGGAAAGGAAGGACGGACUACAGUAAAAAGAGGCAAAGUGCAAGUGAAAGGGACAAAAGAAGAUCAAAAUACACACAAGAUAUAGAGACAUUCUCAUCUUCAGAGGAGGAACAUGUAAGUCCACACAUGGAAAGAUCCAGAGUUAAACUGCAAAAACUUGGGCAAAGACCUGUGACGGGCACAACAGAGAAGGAAGCGUUGAUGCCGAAGGCUGUUUCAUUUACAACUUUGAAAAGUCAGACAAACCUGGCAUCUAAAGAAAAGAAUGGAACUAUUGACUGCAUGCUAGGAGGUGUACAGGAGGUGGUGUACACCCACUCUAACCAGCGCGUUGUGGGUGGCAGCAAAGCAGAAGAGCUGAUCAGUCGAGCUGCUGUACGGGAUGUGUUUGAACGUAAAAUGUACUCGCAGCUCCCGGCCAAUCACCUUCUAGGAACCCAGGAGAGCUUGCCAGACAGUGAGCCGUGCCAUUCCACUAUGAGGCUGCAAGAGCUCAGUUUGGAUCAUCCAGUCACCUUUACCAGCAAGAGUGUGCACCACACCAAACACAACACCUUCAUCAUUGGCGAGACUCCCAAAGCCAUACGCAGGCAACAGCUGGAGGAAAUGGCAGAAAAAUUCAAAUUUCCCACAGUCCACCAGUUUGCUGUUGAAAUUCUGAGCAAAGAUUCAACCCAGAGACUGGCCUUGCUUCACCAGUAUUACACUUCACUGAACCUCCCUGAGUUGGCUGAUACGGUCAAAAACAACUUCCCACAACCUGUUUCAGCACAAGCCUCCCCCUCAGCUGCUAACUCAGAGAUCAAAAAUCCACAAAAGGAUGCUUCAAAAGCCACAAAAAAUUUGAUAUUCACUCAAAAGAAUCUCAGAACUAAACCUGAAACAUCAGAAAAAACUCCUGUGCCACCAAAAAAGGCUAGAAACUCAAAAGGCGAUGCUCCAAAACCUCGCAAAAAGCAAAGAAUAUCACAAAGGAAUGUGCUGGAACCUCUAAGUGAUGUUCCAAGUCCUGAGUCAGAGGAGCAGGACGAGACACACUGCAGUGCCAGAGGACUCAAGCGGACAAAGGGAGGUAGUGUUUCUACUUCUGGAGCCCACAUAGCUGGUGGUGGUCUUGGCGGCGAUCGAGUCAGCAGCAGUGGUCUUGGGUCUGGGGAGGCUUCUGCUCGCCUGAACUGCACAGACAGAGAUACCCCUUCUUCUUCGGACCUCAGCCAUGGCAGUUCCACCAUGGUAUCCAAACCCACAGCACGAGGAAAAGAGCAGGAGCAGAAGUCAUCUUUGAGGAUGAGUGAAACUUUGCAGAGGGAGCAGAGAGAAAAUUCUCAGCCCCCUUCCAUCUCCACUAAUCGCUCCUACCUAACAGAGCUGAUAGGAGACACCUCGAUCCUAGAUGACUUGCUAAAACCCAAACCCAAGAGUACUCAACACAUCCCCAAAACACCACCCGUAGCACCUGUAAACACCAAUCUUACCACGCCCUUACCGUCCGCACUCACUUCCGACUCCAAUGCAACCUUACACACCCAAACUACACACCAGAUCGAAACAACAGCACGGGCAUCAAAGGGCAGUCGCAAAGACUUCUGGGACAUCCUGAAUGAGGGUAAUGAGGAGAGUAUCAAUAGAUUAACAGAUCCAGAAGAAGUGCAGAGAGUUUGCAUCACCACCAACUUUGCAGCUAGAACUGUGUCUGUGGAGAAGGACAGCAAGAGUCUCUGGAAAACUAACGAGAAGUUCCUGUGGAAAAAAUAGCAUUUGAAUUUGUAUUCGUGAACAGUUUUGCAGAUUUGUCUGCAAAUUUUAGUAUUUUUCUUUUGUUUAAAAUUAUUGAAUCUUUUAAAUUGUCUUUUUUUAAAAGUAAAAAAAGAGAAUUAUCUUGUUUGUUACUGAAAUAAACUUCAGUGUAAUCAUUCUUGAAAGUAUUUAGUUGAACAUGCAUAUACUUUUAUGAAAAUAGUUUCCCUGCUCUUUUUUUCUUUUUUUCUACACUGGCUGAGCACUAUACUUUGUCAUCACAGUGGUAAGUUGUAUAUAUGUAUCAUGUGAUGACAACAGACCGUUUCCAUUACACUGGACUGUUUCCAACAGAGAAACAAAAAGUGGAACUUCAGGGCGAAGCUGACUCAGAUCUCAUCAAACACGAUUAUGUUUUGGACUUAGCAUAGGCAGGACUGUAUAGUGUCAGCACUUUAGGCCGAUCACACAGGCAUAGUGGCCAAUCAGCUGUUCCUAAAUGCAGCAACUGUGAAAUGACUGAAAUUAAACUUUUCAUUUCAUUUUCGUUUGGUAGGUGGUUGGCAUCAGGGAGUACACAUUUUUUUUCCUGCCAACCACUGGUUGUUAAGGGGUUAAUGACUGGCUUCUAGGCCUGUGUGACUGAUAUCAUAAUUGUCACCCAAUAAGUGUUGGUGACUGCAGAGAUACCACUUAAAACUCCUUAAUGGCUGUUAGGUCUCUGUCACUCCACACCCGUUGCUGCCUCACACCUCCCAAGAGAGUGGGCAUUACAUAGUGUAGAUGGUGAUGUUUCCCUGCAGUCAUCUGCACUGUAAUCUGAGCGCUCUGUGGGUCUGCUGAGUUGUGCCUCAAAGGCCCCUCAGAGGGGAGAGCUGCUGUGCUAUUAGUGUAAUAACAAUAAGCAAUUCAAGACUUAAGUGGCGCAGCGAGAUGAGGGAUGGCAGGUAGUAUUCAUGCCCUUCCAUCCACCCAUCAUCUGAAAUUUUUCGUUGUAGUUGCAUUUGUCAAAUUCAUCAAACUCUAA